AGAAAUAGAAAAUGAAGACAAGGCUCCUAUAAUCGAAGACCUAUCAGAGAUAAUUGAUGUAAUUAUUCUUAAUCUAGAAGUCAAGAUCAUCCUCAAAAUAGAAGCCAAUCUCAUGAAUGGAACUACUAUUCAUCAAAUUAUCAAAAAAUAG
Molecule: messenger RNA, 151 nt
Organism: Cetraspora pellucida
Lineage: Eukaryota; Fungi; Glomeromycota; Glomeromycetes; Diversisporales; Gigasporaceae
Source: the annotation of a GenBank genome assembly